GGCGUAUCUUACCAGAUUCCUGGGGAACAGACAUUCUGCAUCUUACGCAUCGUGAGUUGUGCGGCACACAGAUUGGCUCUCGCCACGUACGAACGUCUGCGCCAGCAUUUGUCCACGGAUCAGAUGGACUGGCAUGAACCGGCGGGCAAACGAGCCCACAGGCGGAGAAGGCCAGGCGCCCACCCGCCGGCGGGUGCCUAGGUGGCCGGCGGGACGGAGGUGCUGUGCUUCUGCUCUUCUCGCUUCCGCCGCUCGUCGACGGCUCACACGGCAGGACUCACACCACAGAGGCGCAGGGCAAGACAGGACUAAACAGGAACCCCGCCCCGCUCCCGUGCAUCGCAUGCCAAUGCCAAUGUCAUUGCCACGCAUGCGGACGACCAAGAACACAUGAACUGAACGAAUCAAAUGAAAAUCACGAACAAAAAUCGAUCGUCGUCAAUAUCUGAGGCACGGCUGGCUGGCGAUCGUCCGUCCCCGCGCUUACCUGCUGUCGUUGGCGUCGGUGGGAAGUGGUGCAUGGGCAGCAAGUGCCCUCAGUGAGAAGGGCCGGGGUUGGAUUAGAGGGAGCGAGAGAGGGGGGCGGAGGGGGGUCGGGGGUACGAUCGGGGUUAGGUUCGGCGAGAAGGGCCCCGCUACCGGUAGGUGGGUAGGUGGUUAUGAUCGGGGUUUGGCGGCUGAUUUGCUGGGAUAGACCCCGCGACUGUGGGGGUUUGCACGACGGUGCCGACUUGCCCGUUUGGUGUCUCGCCACAUGGCUUCACCUGACUGAUGGGGCCAAUGGUGCUGGUGUUCUUCCCUCCCGCUUCCCCCUACCAUAGGCUGUUUCGUGCCACCAUUGAGAGAUAGUGCUACUGUGUUUCUCAGGGCCCCUGCUCUUCCUCCUCUUGCCUUCUCAACCUUCUCCUCCCCAACCCCUCCCCCCCCCCCCCCCCCCCCCCCCCCCCCYCCCCCCCCCCCCCCCCCCCCCCSCCGCUUCUUCUCGUCUGUUUUCUGCCCCACCCGACGUCGGUGUCGGUGCGAGAGCGGCAUAGCGUAACAUCUCGUCUGUUUUCUGCCCCACCCGACGUCGGUGUCGGUGCGAGAGCGGCAUAGCGUAACAAGCUUUUGGCAAUUGGGCGGGGCGGAGGGGAGGACAGGGAAGCGCGGACGCGCAAGCCGUAUCACGCUGUAUCUUACGCAUCUCAGAUCGCAUCGCGGGGUCAGCCACGGCCGAUCGGGUUCGUUGGCCUUUCCCCUACAUGUCCCUUGCUCCCUUCCCCGUUCCUGUUUCCCCGCCUCCUUCAUCAACGAGCGCGUCCAUUCGUGCGGGUCCUUUUCUCUACAUGAGUUAGCUUCUCUCUGCAUCGGUAGCGUCGUGUUGGGCUUGGCGGCACAGCAGUUUUCUGGAUGCCUUCGGGCAGAAGAGGAUGACAGAUACCCGUCGAUCAAGUCAGGGAGGGUAGAGGAAUAGACCGGAGAGGAGGAGGCGGCGGCGGAGAGAAGGGACACAUCAGAGAGUAGGAGAGAGGAGUAGUGUGAAAAAAGGAGGGAAAGGAAAAGUCUCGCGCAGCUGAGAAGGGUGGGGGCGGGAGCCCCGCCGUCACGAUGUCGCGCCCGCCUGUGCGCAUUGUCGUGAUUGGCGACAAGGGAACCGGGAAGUCGUCGUUGAUCGUGGCCGCGGCGACCGAGGAGUUCCCAGAGAAGACGCCGCCAGUGAUACCUCCCGCGCGGCUACCGCCGGAUCUUUUCCCCGACAAAGAAGCCAUGUUGGUCGUGGACACCUCGUCGCGCCCCGAAGACAGGAAGACGUUGGAGGAGGAGAUCCUGAAAGCGGAGGCCAUCCUGCUGACCUACGCCUGCGACAACCAGAGCUCGUUCGAUCGGCUGCACGCGUGGUGGCUCCCUGAGCUGCGCCGUCUUCAUGUCAGCGUGCCCAUCAUCCUGGUGGGCUGCAAGAGCGAUCUGCGUAACGACUCUCAGCCUGGACCCGAUCAGAUGCUGCAGCCGAUCAUGCACGAGCAUCGGGAGAUCGACUCGUGCAUGGAGUGCUCGGCGCAGAAGAUCCAUGGCGUCAUGGACGUGUUCCACCAGGCGGAAAAGUCGGUCCUCCAUCCGAUUGGCCCGCUGUUCGACCAGCGAAAGCUGUGUCUUAAACCUGCCUGCGUGCACGCGCUCAAGCGGAUAUUCAGAUUGUGCGACACCGACAGAGACGACGUUCUCGACGACAUAGAGCUGAACAACUUCCAGAUGAAGUGUUUUGACGCCCCGCUGCAGCCGGCGGAGCUGGAGGGGGUCAAGAGUGUGGUCUUCGACAAGAUGCCCGCCGGUGUCUCGGAUAGGGGCUUGAAUUUGGCCGGCUUCCUCUACCUGCACGCGUUGUUCAUCGAGAAGGCCAGACAGGAGACCACGUGGACCGUUCUGAGAACCUUCGGCUAUGGUAAUGAUCUCCGACUGCGAGAUGAGCUUCUAGAGAACCCGUCGUUCAAGAGGGCGCCCGAUCAGAGCGUCGAGCUCACGCCUGUUGCUAUGGAGUUUCUCAAGCAGAUGUUCCUUCUGCACGACGAUGAUGGCGAUAACGCGCUCAACAGGGACGAGUUGGAAGAGCUGUUCUCCACCUCUCCCGCCAAUCCUUGGGCGUCGGAUCCCAGGUACACAGACUCGGCUGAGGUCAAUGUGCCCAUGGGGGCCCUAACAAUGGACGGAUUUCUUGCGCAGUGGGCGAUGAUGACGCUGCUGGACCCGCGGGCCGCGCUCGCGCACCUCAUCUACCUUACGUAUCCCCAGGACCCGGCGACGGCAUUUGUAGUGACCGAUCGGCGGCGCGGCGACAGGAAGAGGAAACAGACCAAGAGAAACGUUUUCCAAUGCUUCGUGUUUGGCGCGGAGAAGGCGGGGAAGUCGGCGCUUCUUGACCGGCUGCUAGGGAAGCAAUUCGAAGCGGGCCACGUGCGGACGGCGAGCGACAGGUACGCGACAAAUGUGGUGGAAUGUGAGAACGUAGGGGAGGAGGGAGGGAAGGGGACGAAGGUUCUGGUGAUGAGGGAGAUACCAGAUGACAGGGCGAAGAAGGUGCUGGAGGAUGUGAACGAGAUGGCGGCGUGCGACGUGGCGGCGUUCGUGUAUGACACCUCGAGUCGCACGUCGUCGCACCGCGCGCUGGAGUUGCUCGAGAAACUGGCGGAGCACGGGGAGGCCACGUGGAACGAGGUGCCGGCGAUACUCGUUGCCAACAAGGAUGAUCUGGAUCCCGACUCGGUCGCAAUUGGCGCGACGGCGAAGGUCUGUCUGGACAUGGGGCUCGCCAACCCCAUACCGAUCUCCCUGAAAUUGGGCGACACAGCCAACGUCUUUCAACAGAUUAUCGAGGUGGCUAUGAAGCCUCACCUUAGCAUCCCCAUCACUGAGAAGGGCAAGGUACAUAAACGAUACAAGCACAUGUGCACGCAGGCUGUCUAUGCCACAGCCGUAGGCAUGACCGUCUUGGCCGCGGGGUACAUCGUGUACAGAGUUUACACUUCCAGAAAGCAGCAAUGAAAAAGAAGGAAAGCUAUAUAACUGACGUCCUACGACGUGUGUUUCUGUUCACGUGCGUGAAUGUGUAUGCAACAGAGAGCGAGAGCGAGCGAGCGAGAGAGAGAGAGAGAGAGAGAGAGAUUAGUACCCGGCCGAAGGGUGAACUGACCGGAGAGCGGGGUUGAUGCGGAUUGGAGGAGGGGUUGCUGUAAUUGUUUUUGUGACCGACCAUUCAUAAGGUGACACGUGGGAAUCAGCAGACGCUGAACGCGUGAUCAUUGUCUUCCGAGGCUCGACUUUUCUGUUCACGUUAUCGUUGUCAUGCCCCCUGUUGUCCGCUGCUCCCCGUUUCCUUGCUCUUCUCCCAUGUCUGUCAUACGCCUCUCUCUCUCUCUCUUUCCUUUCAUCUCCUUCCUCCCGUUGAAUCCGCCUUGUCUCCUUUCUUCAGUUGUUCCAACAAGAAGUCUCGCUCGUCGUCGUUGGUCAUGUGGUCCACAUUCAUUCACCGUCUUUUCCUUCUUCCUUAUCUCCCAACUACCGCCUUCUCUGUCAGAUGAUCGAGUCUUUUCAUCUCUUAAGGGGGAACUUCAACCAUUCUACUUCCAGCAAUUGAGUUCGCUGUCGCUGUCCGCCGCCAUCCCGGCAAUUGAAUGGGGGUUCUACGCGGCCUGCCUUCAUUUGGUCUUGUUGUGUCUUUCACGCUUUUCUUUCUUCAUUCAUUCUGCUGUCGACCAGUCCUUUUAUUUUCUCCUUUAAUCUUCAUCUCCUGCUGUAGGGUACACGCCGCUUCCCUUUGCACGGAUUUGGUCGCGGUCUGCCUUCAUUUCGUUAUGUUGUUUCUUACACGCUUUUACUUUUUUGUUCAUUCAUUAUGCUGUCGAUCGGUUCUCUUUUCUUCUCUUUAAUCUUCAUCUCCUGCUAUAGGGUACACACCCUUUCCUUUGCACGGAUUUGGUCGAAUUUCUGACUGUCGUAUUUGUUCGGUGGUGCAAUGUUCACGUUCCUCUUCUUGUAAUGACGCGGUAUUCAUCUUUGAUGCCUGUGUUUUGCGUAUGCGCACAUGUA
Molecule: messenger RNA, 4560 nt
Organism: Chara braunii
Lineage: Eukaryota; Viridiplantae; Streptophyta; Charophyceae; Charales; Characeae
Source: the annotation of a GenBank genome assembly